GCGACAAAGAAGCUCAGCGCGCGUGUUUUGAGAAUGGUGCCUUCGGUGCUUAUCCGCAUGUGCGCAAGGUCAGGCCUGGCACAACAGAUAUUGAAGCCAACGGCGCACGUAAGUCUGGCCCGAUAAACGAGAAAGAUGCAGAUCUCCACGAUCAGUAUCCGACCCAGCAAAACUUCCACAGCAUUGGUGUCUUCGGCGCGUACCAACUCAUCUGAGACGCCGAUGGCCCGCCACCGCUAUCCGUCGCUUGACUACCUACGCAAGAUGCUACUGUACUCGCUACUGUGCUUGUUGGCGAAGGCACUGACUGCAAAUCCGUGCUUCCGCUUCGCGAUGCAGUAUUGCCAGUUGCGAGUGCCUAAUGCGCUGAUCCUGUUCGCCAAGUGGAGUCGACCAUCCGAGGCUCUCUUCUUCUCGUUUGUCUAAGUCGCCACGAUACAAUUAUUGCUACGAGUGAUGAUCUGGAACCAGCAGCGAAUAGCAGGAUCGAGUUGAGGAGCUCCAGGGAAACAACUUGAUUGUAUUUAUGCCUUUGAAUAUUAUUUUAAUUGCCAACAUGAACUACAUCCAUGGGAUCACCUACA
Messenger RNA from Phytophthora nicotianae INRA-310, 584 nucleotides. RefSeq lists its product as hypothetical. The transcript has a single exon. Bases 136 to 426 code for a protein of 96 amino acids. NCBI's taxonomy places the organism in Eukaryota, Oomycota, Peronosporomycetes, Peronosporales, Peronosporaceae. The record is from RefSeq and is a predicted model, not a curated record.